AAUGCUGCAUUGCGCAGGAUGUGGAAGCUCCUGCUUCUUCCAAUCCCAGCGACGCCCUCCAGGUAUGCUGCAGGGCAGAGAUUACAGGAGAAUGCAGGCCAGAAAGAUUGGCCGGGCAGGGUCUAGCGCCAUUGUUUUGGCAUCCAAGAACAAAUCCAGGAAGAAGAAUGUGGAGGACGAUGUCGCUGCAUAUACGACGGCUGCGUUGCCUCUGCUAGAGGAGUAUGCUGCCGGAUACAGCGUGGCUGUGCUAGAGAAGAAGAAAGAUUUGUCAUCCAAUCUGGGAGCAAAGGAAACUUUGCAGCGUGAGAAAUCUUCUUCCAAGAAAUCCUCGCUGGAAGAGUUUCUCAAAGGGAAAGUUCGACCAUUGGACGAGGACGAAGAGAAAGAAGAGAAGGAAGACGAGAGAGUCGAAGUUUGGGAAGGCGACUUGGGAAGCCCAAUGACCGCCGAGGAGGAGCGCAAGCUACUGGCUGAAGCUGAGAAGGAGCUCUCGGAGCUCAGGAAGAUGCAUGGAGAGCGUUCCAUUUUUGAGAAUCGCUCGAAGCUUGGGAUCGAAGAGGACGACGAUGACGACCGCGUGGAAGUUUGGAAGGGAGAUAAGAUGGAAGUCUGGAACGAAGAGGAGGACUCUUCCACAGAUGUUUCUACGAGUGACAAGGAAGAUCGAGCAGGAAACAAGAAAGGCGUGCCUGCUGUGAUGAGGUGCUUCGAUCGAGCAAAGAUUUACGUGAAAGCUGGGGAUGGUGGCAAUGGCGAGGUGGCCUUUCGAAGAGAAAAAUACAUCCCUCACGGUGGUCCAUCGGGUGGUAAUGGCGGACGAGGUGGAAACAUAUACAUCGAGGUUGAUCCAUCGCUCAACUCGCUGCUGUGCUUCCGGAAGAGCGUGCAUUUUCGUGCCGGACGCGGCAGCCACGGCCUUGGCAAGUCCCAGGAUGGAGCUUUUGGAGACGACUGCGUCGUGAAAGUCCCGCCUGGAACAGUGGUGAGAGACGCGAAGAAUUCAGAGACGCUACUCCUGGAGAUGACAAAAGCUGGACACAGGGAAUUGCUGCUUCCGGGAGGCCGUGGUGGCCGUGGAAAUGCUGCGUUCAAGUCGGCGAAGAACAAGACUCCUCAGCUGGCGGAGCGAGGCGAGCAAGGAGCCGAAAUGUGGGUCGAUCUGGAGCUUAAACUUGUGGCAGACGUGGGAAUUAUAGGUGUUCCAAACGCUGGAAAGAGCACGCUACUAAGUGCUAUCAGUGCUGCUCGUCCCGCCAUUGCUGCAUAUCCAUUCACGACACUACUACCCAACCUUGGAGUGGUGUCGCUGGACUUCGAUGCAACGAUGGUUAUAGCGGACUUGCCCGGGCUUCUCGAAGGUGCUCACGCUGGAUACGGCCUCGGUCACGAGUUUUUACGCCACACUGAGCGCUGUCGAGUCCUGAUUCAUGUUAUAGACGGUACGAGUCCACAGCCAGAAUUCGAGUACGAUGCAGUGCGACUGGAGCUGGAACUGUUUGAUCCUCGCCUUUGCUCCAAACCAUCCAUUGUUGCUUUCAACAAGAUGGAUGUCCCAGAGGCUGCUGAACGCUGGGAAAGUUUCCGGAAAGCUAUGGAGUCUCGUGGAGUGGAGGUUCGUUCCAUGAGCGCCGCAACCAUGGAGGGCACAUUGCAAGUUGUGCGUCAUGCGUAUAAGCUUCUACAGACAGCCCCAGUUGAAGAACCCGUGUCGAUCUCGAACGACGUAGCUUCGAUGGUGAAAAAGGAGCGAAGUAGUCCCAUUGGAGAAUUUAAGGUGGACGUCGACCCAGAAUCAGACCUGUGGCACAUUUACGGUGCUGGUGUGGAGCGCUUCACGCAAAUGACUAACUGGGAGUAUUUCGAGUCCUUGCAACGAUUCGAGCGGGUCUUGGAAUGCAGCGGCAUAAAUGCCGAGCUAAAGAGUAGAGGAAUUCACGAAGGAGACAAAGUUGCGAUCGGAGAUCUAGUUUUCACUUGGCACGAUUCCAAUGAUAUUGCAAAUGUGGGGACUUGGAGACGCGGCCAGAGAGGCUCAAAGAGUUGGCCACACUGAUGCCUCGUUUGUACAAAAGGUGAUAUUUUUAUCUACAAUCUUUCGCUUCUCA
Molecule: messenger RNA, 2108 nt
Organism: Selaginella moellendorffii
Lineage: Eukaryota; Viridiplantae; Streptophyta; Lycopodiopsida; Selaginellales; Selaginellaceae
Product: probable GTP-binding protein OBGC1, chloroplastic
Exons: 6
Coding region: 2-2056 (684 amino acids)
Cellular component (GO): mitochondrion
Molecular function (GO): magnesium ion binding; GTPase activity; GTP binding
Source: RefSeq, a predicted model, not a curated record